Messenger RNA from Candoia aspera, 520 nucleotides. It is a transcript of the gene GNG8, whose product is annotated as G protein subunit gamma 8. NCBI's taxonomy places the organism in Eukaryota, Metazoa, Chordata, Lepidosauria, Squamata, Candoiidae. Gene Ontology annotation, cellular component: heterotrimeric G-protein complex. Gene Ontology annotation, molecular function: G-protein beta-subunit binding. The record is from RefSeq and is a predicted model, not a curated record. Gene Ontology annotation, biological process: G protein-coupled receptor signaling pathway. The transcript has 3 exons. Bases 75 to 287 code for a protein of 70 amino acids.
GCCACUGGACACACAGCCACCCUGCUUCUGUGCCCACCUGCUGGGCGAAGGUCUGCCUCCCCGGAUAAAGCAGCAUGUCCAACAACAUGGCCAAGAUUGCAGAGGCUCGCAAGACGGUGGAGCAGCUGAAAUUGGAAGUCAACAUUGAUCGUAUGAAGGUGUCCAAGGCAGCGGCCGACCUCCUGGCAUACUGUGAAGCCCAUGCCAAGGAGGAUCCUCUGGUCACCCCGGUGACCGCUUCCGAGAACCCUUUCCGCGAGAAACGGCUGUUCUGUAUCGUGCUGUGAGCCAAGGUGGUGGGCGAUGGACCCAGCCAGUGUAUGUAUCAGGACUGUCUCCUUCAUGCUGAAUGUGCAGCCCUGUAUAACAAGUGGAACAGCCUGGCUUUCACCGAUAAAAAGCAAGCCACUAGUCCUCAUCGUUACUGAGAUGCAGUUGCUUGGAAAAUAAACCACAAAUAAUUCCACGUGAAUUUCCUUGACCCGGUUUACUCUAAUAAACGUUUAGUCAUUUCUUUCCA